Cicer arietinum (chickpea) is the source of this 1689-nucleotide messenger RNA. Its product is annotated as LIM domain-containing protein WLIM1-like. The record is from RefSeq and is a predicted model, not a curated record. Lineage: Eukaryota; Viridiplantae; Streptophyta; Magnoliopsida; Fabales; Fabaceae.
AACCCCCAAAUACACUGUUAGAAGUUAGAUUCCGUUGAAAAGUCAAAAAAAUUAGGGAGUUGGAUGGGCAUUUACUUUUAUCUAAAGAUGGUCCUGAUCUAUAUUGCUGUCGUGUUCAUAUAUUGAUUCGGCCUCUUCAUGUGAAAUGAUAUGGUUGGUGUAAAAAUAUACAUUUUUUUACUUUGAAAUUAAAAAAUAUUCAGAUUAUCUUCAUGUUUAAUUUUUAAAGGGUGAUAGUUGCAGACUAAAGUUCUUUAACGAAAAGAUAGUAGACCAAAACAUUCAACGCAAAAGUGAAUUGUUCAUAUCUGACCAAAUUGGUUGUAAGCCGCAAGCUGCAAGCAUUUCAUUUUAUUGAAAUGAAUCCGACCGUACCUUACCAACAAUAGACAUGUCAGAUGAUACUAAUAUCAUAUAAAUUCCAGGAAGAUGAAGCUAAAAAAAUCAAUACAGGACGAUAAUUCGUUUUAUGUCUUUCAAUUUUGUUGUACUUGCAUUAUUACCUUUUGGUAUUUGGACAGCAGAGCAGAGAGACAAACACUCCUGAAAAGGUUGGUGAAAACAUGACAACUUUCGCAAACAUCGCUAUAUGUUUGAAUCUCGUAGAAAAUAGAAAUAAUGAGAAAGAAACUAUGCACUGAAUGUGAGACACCUGUCGUCACUGUCAUGGAUGGUACUAUGGUCAUCGAGUACAGACACCAAAACUUUUGCUUUUUAUUUUUGUCUCUAGUAGUAAUAUGUUUGAAAUGAAAGUUAGGUAGACCAAUCCAAUGAUCAACAAUUCGCAACUGCUCCUUUUCAAAUUGUUAGAACCUGAGCUGUAUAUUCUUCAAACACAAGUCAAGUGAGAUUCUGAAUUGUUAGUUAAAGUUUAAAUGACAUCAUUUGCUGGAACUACACAGAAGUGUAAGGCAUGUGAGAAGAUAGUGUACUUGGUGGAUCAACUUACUGCUGACAACAAGGUCUAUCACAAAUCUUGCUUCAGAUGUCACCAUUGCAAGGGUACUCUCAAGUUAAGCAACUUUAGUUCCUUUGAAGGCGUUUUAUACUGCAAACCCCAUUUUGAUCAACUCUUUAAGAAGACUGGCAGCUUGGACAAAAGUUUUGAAGGAAUUCCAAGAACUAGUAGAGUUGAAAGAUCUACUAACCAGGUCCAAAGCAAUAGCCAGUUUUCAAAUUUGUUUGCUGGAACUCAGGAAAAAUGUGUUGCUUGCAAGAGAACAGUGUAUCCAAUUGAAAAGGUAGGUGUUUAUGGAAUUUCUUAUCAUAAGGGUUGUUUCAGGUGUAACCAUGGAGGAUGUGUAAUUAGUCCAUCAAACUAUGUGGCACAUGAACAUCGUCUUUAUUGUAGACACCACCAUACUCAAUUGUUCAAGCAGAAAGGUAAAUUCAGUCAACUUGACAAGCCAGACAAUGUAGAAGAAGGGGUGACUGAGAACACAACAACUGAGUAAUAUAAUGCAACUUAUCAGCCAUCAAUAGCACUGUUUCAAUCCACAGUUUUCUCUGUUUCUUUUGUAUGUGAUAAUUUUUUAGACAAAUUUUGAGUGAGGUUGAGAAUUGAGAAGGUAGCAGAUAGAGUCUUAUUUUUCCAAACAAACCAUAUUGCAGUUUCAGCUGCAUUCUGCUUUCAACCUUUAUACUACGUUGGUAUUUUUCAAGACUAAUGAAAUUUGGUUCUCUAAGUAA